This is a messenger RNA of Apis mellifera (honey bee), 859 nucleotides long. Its product is annotated as MICOS complex subunit Mic10. The coding region runs from base 480 to 743 and encodes 87 amino acids. The transcript has 3 exons. Gene Ontology annotation, cellular component: mitochondrial inner membrane; MICOS complex; mitochondrion. Lineage: Eukaryota; Metazoa; Arthropoda; Insecta; Hymenoptera; Apidae. The record is from RefSeq and is a predicted model, not a curated record.
AGUUUAGUAUAAAUUGUUACUAUAAAUUGUUUGUAUCGUCAUGAAUAGCUUAAAAAUUUAUAAAAUUUACGAAAAUCAAAUGAUUUUCGAUAAAAUCAAGUUUAUAGAGUAAAUCAAUUACUUAUUAACAAAAAAAAAAAAAAACAAAUUUCCAAAAAUUUAAUAAUAUACAAAAUUAUGAUAAAAUAUUGUUUAUACAUUUUGUCAUAACCUAAAGCAAUAUGUAAUAGCAUAUCCCUAUAUACUCUCUUGUUUGAUUGAAAUGGAAACUACAUAAUUACAUUGAUUUCGUUGUCAUUAAUUAUAUUACACAUUCACAUAUAGUACUGAAAAAAAUAUUGUUCAUCAAAAAAAUAUUGAAUCCCUAUAAAGUUAUUUUCACAAAUAAUCGAUAAUUUUAUUAUCAUUCUUUUCCAAUGAUCAUAGACUGUUAUAUGACAUAACAUUCAAUAUCAUAGAUCUACUUUAAUGUAAGAAAAAUGGCUACUUGGGUUGAAGACGAAAUUGGACGAAAGUGGGAUCGGUGUUUUACGGAUGCUAUAUUUAAAUUUGGAGGAGGAAUUCUUCUUGGUGGAGUAUUCUCCUUAUUUUUUUUCAAACGAAGAAAGUGGCCUAUCAUAACUGGGGCAGGUUUUGGAUUAGGUAUGGCAUAUGCUAAUUGUCAAGAAGAUUUGAAUUCAGCCAUAAGACAACAACAAAAAAGGGAUUGUACUAAAGUAGAUGAAGGAAUAAAAAAUUCUUAGCAAACUUUCUGUAAAAACAAAUUGUUAUUCUGUUAGCAGGCAACAUACAAUAUAUCAAUAAACUAGACGAACUUGUAUUAUAGUGUCAUACAAAAUAAACUUUUUCAUAAUUUUAA